UCGCCUGGGAGCGUCUCGGCACAGACUGUCCACGGGGGGCCCUCGGGGAUCAAGUUCUGCCCUGUGCUGACCCGUAGCUCUCCUUCGCUGCUAUGUCCACUUCGACGACCUUGCGCUCACGACCCGACCUGAACCAACCAUUCACGAUUAUCUGCGACGCUUUGCACGUCGACGCGCGCAGCCAUAAACCUAUCUCUGUCACUUUUGGCAGCGUCGCGUACCGGAGCACUGUGACUGACUCUCACUUGCUCGGCCAGCGAUCAUCCCACUCAUCGGCAUUCACAAUCGAUUCAUCCGCAGACCGAUCCGCGCCGUGUCGGUCUUCAUACGGAGCGGUACUCGCCAGCACCUCGCGAAUCUGCGAGCUCCCGGUGCGCAUUAUCGAACGAGAAGCUGCCAGAGGCGUCUGUUGCAGCCAAGCUUGUGCGCGGCUCCGCUUCAGCUGCGUCAGCUGCAGCGCUCGAUCAACAUCAGUCAUUUGUUGGAGCAUUACAACACGCGCGCAACCCAACGCCUCUCGAGUGAGACUGACUGUUCUCGUGGCUACACUCAUCUGACUUGCUCAGACGCUGCAAUCAGCUUCUGCGCCGACCGUCGCGUCGCUAUAGUCAGACGCGCAAAUCCCCUCUGCCUGUUCAGACAGCAGGCAACAAGAGAAGCCACGCCCAAUUUCUUUUCUCCUGAAAGCGCGCUCUGCUCGUCAGAUUUGCCUUCACAGCAACUCCUCUGCCAAAGUCAGUGUCUACGAAUAACUGAAGGUUCAGCAGUCAGUAAGCAUCAGGCAGUCGCUGAUCACGCGCGCAGCAGGUGUGAUUUCAUGCCGACGCGGCCAGAGACUGCUGCUGCACCCAC
Messenger RNA from Ceraceosorus guamensis, 852 nucleotides. RefSeq lists its product as hypothetical. Lineage: Eukaryota; Fungi; Basidiomycota; Exobasidiomycetes; Ceraceosorales; Ceraceosoraceae. The transcript is spliced from 2 exons. The record is from RefSeq and is a predicted model, not a curated record. The coding region runs from base 93 to 557 and encodes 154 amino acids.